GGACUUUGUCCCGUUGGAACGGACAAACACGAGGCGGACGAUACUACUGGGGAUGUUAAUCCACCGGCGGUGGCGUCUCCAAUUUCUAAACCGAUAUUGUUUGCUGCGACAGAAACAUGUGACGACGGCAGCUGCACACGUACUAACGCACCAAAAACAGAUGAAACCGAACCAGCCGGAUCCGGCCACAAGAAGGACGCAAGAGCCACCGCGCCAGUGACUGUGACUGUGCCUUCUCCGGAGGAAAGUGCAAUCGGGUUAAAGAGCGGAAUGGGAAUGAGGGAAGCUGAAAGCGAGGGAAGCCAGAUGCACGUAGACUGCAACGCGACACGUGAAAAUGAGUCAAGCAUGAUCGCUGCCGCAGCUUCCCCUCCCACAGAUGAGCUCACAAGCAGCAAACCCCUCUGUGAAGAUGCCCUUCCGUUGAAGCGAGACGAUGGGUCUCCUGCGUUGAAGAGCUUUUCACCGCCCGAACAGCAAAUGACACAAACGAGACCUGGGACAGAAACAGCGGAAGCGCUUCUAGCGCAUCAACCGACAAAAAUUAGUUCGAGUUGUAAAGAUACAAAUGGCGUAGACCGGGAUGCGUCUGGGAAUAGCAAUAGCCCCUUGCAGAUGAAUCUAGUACCAGGAUCAGCCUGCAAAGGCGCUGCUUCACGACCAGAUCACUCCACCACUAAAGACGGCACCAACGAAGCCGAAGACCAAGAUGAGGAGGAAGAUGCACUGCCCGUAAAAAAAGCUGCGAAGACAACAGCUUCUGGGAGUACCACGGGCCCCACAACAACCAGCACAAUCUUCGUCUACGGCACACUCCAGUCCGUCCUUGUGCUGGAAGCUUUGUUGUCCCGCGUUCCAAAACGCAAACCCGCCGUUUUGGUCGGACAGAACUUUGAAGGUCCGUUUUUCGUGCGGGAGCAACCGUAUCCCGGGGUGGUGGUGACUAGAAGUGCAGAGAGUUCUUGUAACGGUGUGUCGAAAACAAGAGGCCCAGUGGCAUGUGGCGGUCAGCACUUCAGUUCUUCGACGACGUCGCCCCGUGCUGGAAAGUCGCCUCCAGCAGUGACUCAGCAAAAGAAGCAAGAUAGCGCGCUCAAGCAUUUCGGUGCCGUUCUUGCCGCCGAGCCGGUCCACUUCCCUCCCGGGACACCAGUUUCUUCGCCGGGCGGGAGGAGUAGAGGUCUGAAUUUGAAUAUGGACGACAAUGAAACUACCUUGUCUACUUCGGUUGUGAAAAAACCUGCAAGCUCUUCAAGCAGUUCUCUCACAAAUCCAGCAGCGGAGAACUACAAUACCUGUUCUUACGUGUAUUCGAACUCGACAUCAUCAACUCCAGCACGUCCUAAAUGUUCUGGAAUAGCAGGAGCGGCGAGCACCAGUACCAGAGCUCCUGAACGCGAACCUGCGGCGGAACAAGCACCUCCCGCGGACCCGGUACCCUAUCCCAGCUCGCGUUCUUGGUGGUACUUGCCCAUUGGGUACGGUGCGGACAGUGGAAGUGGUAGUGGUGUAGCAAGUUCAUCCAUCGGCAAAAAGAAGACCGGUGAAGGAGAUGGGGGCGACCGCGAAGCGUCUGCGGGGCUGGGUUUCGUUGAAGAAAACAUUGACCAUUCGCCUUCGCCCAGCAAGCAUCAAACCGAGCAACAUCCGGGAGGCGUCGCACCGCCAUCCUCGUUCAGCCUCGCGGAGCAGUUGCAGCGCUUUGUGGGCGGUUGCUGCACCGGAAGACAGAAGGAGUUCCCCCACAACUUGUUCAGUGGUGAGUACUACCACAAGUUGCACCAAGACGGGCGCAGACGCGACAUGGGCGGGAACGCAAUGCAGCCGCGGAUGAACCCGAUGAAGAGAGGGAAUAGAGGGACUAGUUGUAAGCGGGGACACAAGCAAGCUGCAGGCCCAGCGGGUUCUUUCCUCACACAGGAGGACGCAGAAGAAAUCUUCGAGAAAAUCUUACAUGCACAGGCGGAAAACGGGCCGGGGCUGUAUGUGUUUCCGGAUAUGAAGGACUGCCGCGUCGGAGGUUUCAGGUUCAGUACAGACCAGGACAACGUCUACACGGGGAACGAGGGUGGAGCUUCUGGCAGCAGUGUCGCAGCUGCAGGCAUCCUUUCAAGAAAUACUAACCUGGCACCGGACGACGACCCCUUUCUGGUCCGGGACUGUGCGGCGAACGACCACGUCGGCGAGAAUUAUGGGCGGGAACACGAAAGCGAUAUCAACACUGGUGUUCCAGACAACCACAACUCCUGGUGGCUCGGGCAGCAGUUGCAGUUUGUUUCCGAGUUCUUCAAGUUUAUUUUGGCUCGCGACAAUGUUGAAUCGCAACAAAGUACAUUAGGAUCCACGACGAAUCACGAUCAGCUUGAAACUGCUCCCGCAAAAGAACGUGUGUUGAAUCUGAUCCCGGGGUUUGUGAUGGAAAACCUGUCAGAGGAGGAAUUAGCAUUACUCGAUUACUUCGAGGACGAAGACGAAUACGAGCGGGUGGCCUUGCCAAUCAUCGCUUCUGGAGCUGGUUGUGAGGACUACAGCGGGGACAACAGUUGCUCAUCAUCUUCCGGUAAGGGAGAAAAUACUGUAAGUCAGAAUCAUGAACAAGAUCCUUCUUCGUGCACGACGAAGUUCGCUUCUAUGUACGCCUAUCGGGAGCAGCGAAGGGCGAAUUUGGAACUGCCCGAGUCCCUCAACGCGAAGGUAGACCACGAACAGGACCCCAUGCCAGAGGACGGUAUGAGUGAAAAGGAGGCAUCAACUCGAACUGCAUUUUCGACCAAAACCUCGUCGUCCCCAGUCUCGAAAAAAGUCGGAAGAAUUGUGAAGGAAAAGUGGUUUGCGAUGCGGGACUUCAUGGAGAAAAAAGACGUACAUGAGCAGUACGUGGACGACUGCAAGUACUGGCGCGGCCAGUUUUUCGAGGAGGAGAAGUUUUUCAAAAACGUACACUGUCCGGAAGAAGAAGCCGAAGCUUCUUCACAGCUGGACGAAAAUGAAGAUGAAUUAUUGAAGAGGACGGAUACGGAAUGAAUUACGCCAUUGUCCGGCCAAAGCCAUCAAACUAAUGAACUUGCUGACGAGUUAUCUGGUCGCAGUCGCAGUUGCAGGGAACUGAUGAAAGUAAUAUUGAACAUCACCAGAGGAGCGAAUCUGACUGAAAUACUGUAGAAUCGGCGAGACGACAUGAACUAGAGCGUAGCCUUGAGCGGAUUUUAUAUUGUCCACAAAAGUAGUACAAGUACAGAAAGCGGUGCAGUUUUGACAACUUUGCGCUUUUUCUGCUUUUUGCGAAACCAUCGUCAAAAUUUAUUUCUUGAUAUCGCGAUGCGUAUGUGAUGAAUCAUAAGGGUGAACGAGCGUGAUUUGUCAGUAGUGUUUCUGUGUUGAUGCUGGUGUCGUACCAGCUAUUCGCCCGCUGUGUACUGUAAGCCCAAGGAGUUGUUCUCUUGGUCCUUUCUUGCGA
Molecule: messenger RNA, 3457 nt
Organism: Amoebophrya sp. A120
Lineage: Eukaryota; Dinophyceae; Syndiniales; Amoebophryaceae
Source: the annotation of a GenBank genome assembly